AUGCGUAUCUCUCUUAGUGCUGCCCUCCUCGGCGUUGCUGCCGCUCUUCCCGGCCGAUCGGCAUCCGGCCCGCCCCCGGGCUCGCACAACGCCCCGGCCGGCCUCCCCUUUCCGGACAUUGCUGCCGUCAAGGCUGUUCCUCAGGAUAGCUUUCCUAGUUACACCACUGGCGGCCUGAAGCGCAUCUCUGCCAACCAGACCUCCGAGACGCUACACAAGCGCUGGGAAUGCAGCCGCCAGGCAACGCUUACAUGGGGCGACCACGACGACGGCGGCCACGGCGUAGCCAUUACCAACGACGGCAACGACUGGCGCGGGUUUUACAUCUACCACAACUCGUGCGACAGCGUGCCCUGGAAGUACAUCUGGAUCGAAAAGGGCAAGACGCAAUGGGUCUCGUUCCCCGCUGGCUUCGAGGGCCGUAUCCAGCGCGGCGUGGACUCGUUCAUGCUGAAUGGUAACCCACAGCCGUUGGGUACGUGGUUGGAGUUAUCGUGGGACGCGGAUGGUACGGGCUGGGUGGAUGUAUCGCUGAUUAGAGGGUGUGAUGGCGGCGCGCUGGUCUGGGACCCGAGCGAUGGGAAUAAGUGGAAGGGGUUUACGCAGUGGAUUCUGGAUGGUGCGCCGAACGGGGCGUAUGAUAUGAAGAAUGAUGGGCAGUGGGUGAUUAAGGCGACGGAGGGGGCGGGUGCGGUGGUGAAUACGGUGCCGAGGGACUGGGUGAUGCAGAAGGUUGGGGCCGAGUAUGUCUAUGUGGAUGAUGAUCAUGCGAAGCCGGUGAUUUCGACGAGGGCGGGGAGGUGGGCGACGUAUUGGCCGGAGGGGAGGGCUUAA
[Torrubiella] hemipterigena is the source of this 834-nucleotide messenger RNA. Lineage: Eukaryota; Fungi; Ascomycota; Sordariomycetes; Hypocreales; Clavicipitaceae. The record is from the annotation of a GenBank genome assembly.